Acanthamoeba castellanii str. Neff is the source of this 474-nucleotide messenger RNA. RefSeq names its product Protein-disulfide reductase. The coding region runs from base 1 to 474 and encodes 157 amino acids. The record is from RefSeq and is a predicted model, not a curated record. The transcript has 3 exons. NCBI's taxonomy places the organism in Eukaryota, Discosea, Longamoebia, Acanthamoebidae.
AUGGCGUCUACGGAAGAGGGUUGGGGCGAGCUGCUGGGUGAAGAGGACCUCGUGGUGUGGGCGGAGGGCAAGUUGACGCCGGUGCCGGUGCAGGAGGUGCUCGCCAACAAACAGUUCGUUGGGCUCUACUUCUCUGCCCACUGGUGUCCGCCCUGCCGCGGGUUUACGCCGCUGCUGGUGGACACCUACAAUGAGCUGCUCCAGCAGCAGCAGACGGCGGGGCAGGGUGGCUUCCAGGUCAUCUUCGUGAGUUCGGAUCGCGAUGCUGGCGCCAUGGGCGCUUACAUGCGCGACGCCGCCAUGCCCUGGCCCGCCCUUCCCUUCGGUGACCCACGGGUGGCGGCGCUGAAGGCCAAGUUCCAGGUCUCGUCGAUCCCGACGCUGGUCAUCCUCAACGGCGAGGGCAAGCUCGUCACCAGGGACGGUCGCGCAGCUGUCCUCAAGUCGGGUCCCGGCGCCUUUGGCAAGUGGUAA